AUGAAGCCUACUUCAGCCCUCGUCACUAUCGUGGCUCUCCUCGGAGGUCACGCCGCUUCCCUCCCGACGGAGCCCAGCACCCAGAACAACGCCCGAGAGAUCACUGAUGUCCAGUCUCUUCCCGCCCGCGAGUACGCCGUCGAGGAGUCUCCGUGGACAAGCGCGACUCUGAGCUUGAGACCCGCGCGUCUCACCCCCAACGCGCGCUUCAGCGCCAACUUCUACCCCAAGUUCCACACCGCCGCGCGCCCCUUUGCGCAGGCCAUCACCAUCGGUGGUCACGCCUACAUCAUGCAGGCCUGGGUUGACCUCCAGAAUCGCAUCAACAUCAUGGUCGAUGCUGCUUUCCCCGGUGUUCCUGCGCCCACUGCUGGAGUUUCCAACAAGCACGCGGCGUUUGCGGUCCUCCCCCACUUGUGGACGCUUGGAACGACCUACUUCGCCCAGGAUACCGGCGUCGAUUUUGAGCCCGGUGAUGCCUGGGCUUUCUUCUGGUACCCUUAA
Molecule: messenger RNA, 504 nt
Organism: Colletotrichum aenigma
Lineage: Eukaryota; Fungi; Ascomycota; Sordariomycetes; Glomerellales; Glomerellaceae
Exons: 4
Coding region: 1-504 (167 amino acids)
Source: RefSeq, a predicted model, not a curated record